Molecule: messenger RNA, 1212 nt
Organism: Durusdinium trenchii
Lineage: Eukaryota; Dinophyceae; Suessiales; Symbiodiniaceae
Source: the annotation of a GenBank genome assembly
AUGACAAAGCCAGCCCAUGAUCACCAGGCUCAGUUCCUGCGGCUGAUUGCGCGCAUUACUGGUGUGGCCACAGGUAGACCAGUCGCAAAUCGGCGUAUUCUGGUCAUCACAGACUACCUGCCGCCACAGACACACGGUAUUGCCAUCCGCUGCCAUGCCUACGUGAAGGAGAUGAGAGCCAAGGGCCAUGAGGUGAUUGUCUUCAGCACAGCCUACGAAGCCAACAAAGAGACCUCCUUUGACCAUCCCAACAUCCCGGCGGUGGUGAAUCCCUUCAACAUGAAAAACCGCAUCGGCUACAACCCCGGAGUGAAGUUGGCAUGGUUCCUGGGUGCCCAUACAUGGGAUGUCGUCCACUUGGUCUAUCCCUCCCUCAUUGGCACCUUCGUGUUGACGGUGUGUGCAUGGCGGAGAAUUCCAGUCUAUUGUUCUCACCACGUUGAGAUGAACAUGUUUGCCUACAAGCUUGUCCCAAUCAGGUGGGUGGCGACCUUUGGCCUGAAGAUGUACGACCUGCUUGGUCUUGCACCUGCUGUGAAGUGGGGUACGCUGAAUGCUGCGCCCACGCUUUGCUUCGCUCGAGAUCACUUGGGCAAGGAGAAUGAGGCUAAGCUGAGAAGGGUGCCUUCCGGCACCCACGACAUUUUCACGGCCACGCCAAAGAGUGAGACGGAGCGCAAAGACGUGCGCUUGGCCAAGUUUGGAGUCGACAGCGAGGAUGACAAGGUGAUCCUCAUGGUGCAGCGGCUUUCGGCAGAGAAGGGCACAGAACGAGUCUUCAAGGCCUUGCUGCCCAAGGAGGAGGGUGGCCAAGGUGUCAAGGGCGUGCUGGCCGUCGCCGGUGAUGGUCCGGCGAAGGAUGCGGAAGAACCCGGUCAGAAGAACCCACUCAAGGAGCUUCCCGCGCUGUAUCGAUCUGCAGAUCUUUUUGUGACCAUGAGUCUCUCGGAGACUUUCGGUCUUACUUCUUUGGAGGCCAUGAUGUGCGGUUGUCCAGCUGUGAUGCCAUUCUGCUCGGUGUUUGACGAGAUUUGGACAGACAAAACACCCAAGGAGUGGCACUACAACAUUGAAUCUCCCGAGGAGUUAGCCACCUCCAUCGCCGCGGCUCAAAAAAAUGGUCGAAAAUAUCUUCAAGAGCAUCCAGUUCAUAUGACCUGGCGCGAUGCUGCUGAAGACUUGCUCCAGCAGUGCCCAUGUCAGUUGGGAUGA